This is a messenger RNA of Aspergillus puulaauensis, 3132 nucleotides long. Its product is annotated as ribonuclease Z. Gene Ontology annotation, biological process: mitochondrial tRNA 3'-end processing. The record is from RefSeq and is a predicted model, not a curated record. Gene Ontology annotation, molecular function: 3'-tRNA processing endoribonuclease activity. The transcript has a single exon. Gene Ontology annotation, cellular component: mitochondrion. Lineage: Eukaryota; Fungi; Ascomycota; Eurotiomycetes; Eurotiales; Aspergillaceae. Bases 1 to 3132 code for a protein of 1043 amino acids.
AUGAAGUUCUUCUACCAGAUCGUGACCACCCCGACGGCGGAUACGCCGGGGACGGUGGCCCUCCUGCAUUUUCCGAAUAAGCGAUACCUGUUCGGCCGGGUUUCAGAGGGGACUCAGCGGGCUAUGACGGAAAAUGGGACAAAGUUGAGCGGUAUCUCUCAGGUUUUCCUCACGGGGCCCAUGAGUUGGAAUAAUUCCGGAGGCUUGAUUGGGGUGAUCCUUACGAAGGCUGAUGGAGUCACCACUUCCGUGAAUGCGCAGGAGGCCGUUGAGCGCGAAAAGGAGGCGAAUCGCCAGAAACACGGCGGGCAGCAGCAGACUGGGAAGUCUGGAGCGAGAUUGCAGGAGCGGGCCCAACUCGGGGAUGGAGAAGAGCAGCAUGAUUUGACUGUUCAUGGACCUCGGAAUCUUGCCCAUACCCUGGCGACUGCUCGGAGGUUUGUCUUCAGGAAGGGAUUGCCGGUGUAUACGAAGGAAUAUGAUACGGAAGGUGUGUCGGAUGGUCUGGGUACUAAUGCGGACGACCCUUUUGAGACACCGACUUGGUUUGAUGAGAACAUUAAGGCCUGGGUUUUGCCUAUAAAGCCUUCGUCGUCCUCGGGAUUCUCGAGCCCAAGGAAGAGAAGCCUCGAUGAGUUCCGGGAGCAUGCUACUCAGGUGGUGGAAGUGGAUCGGAAGAGCCAGGAUCAACUCGCGAGAGAGUCCGUUGUUGCCAGCAUGUUCAACUCAGACUGGCAUCUGGAUUCCCUGGAAGAAACGCGCCUUGCGGAUGUCAACUUGCCUGCACAAAUAUUUGUGCGUAAUCCAGAGACGAAAGAUCUAGAGAAGUACACGGGACCCCUUCCUGGAAAUGGCAGAGAGGUUCCCGAAAUGAACGUCCUUGUCCGAAAACCCUGGCCUGGCGCCUCCAUUGAGAAGAUUCCCACAGCGCAGAGAUGCGACGAAAGUCUAUGUUACAUUGUCAAAAAUCACAACCUCAGAGGAAAAUUUGAUCCGAAGAGGGCCAUGGCUCUAGGUGUCGAAAAGGGGCGCAAGUUUGGUAUGCUUACCCUGGGUGAAAGUGUGGAGUCCAAAGAUGGAAAGGUAAUUACACCUGAAAUGGUCAUGGAACCAUCAAGGCCCGGGAAAGGCCUGGCAGUGAUGGACUUGCCCACCCCGGAGUAUGUCCAGAGCCUCCUAAGUCGGCCGGAGUGGAACUCGCCCUCCGUAAUGAGCAACCUAGAAGCUUUCAUUUGGAUAUUGGGCCCAGGCGUCGGGGACGAUCCUCGCCUUCAAAAGUUCGUUGCUUCGAUGCCAAACUGCCAGCACAUCGUUUCGAGCAAGGAUUAUUGCCCGAACUACCUGGCCCUGCAAAGUGCUGCUGGAUCGGCAAUUCGCUUGGCCCGGUUAAGGCCCGACAAUUAUGCAGUCCCCGAGCAUAACAACGACACUCGCUUUCUGCAGACGCGGUCUUCUAUUAACCCUAUAUUUGGCAAGAGCCAAGAGUCCCCUUCUCCAUUUCUGCCGGCGGAGCCUGGUCUUAUCGUCAACAUGGAACCCGAAUUUAAGAUUAAUACUUCCGAAGUUAUACCCCGGUUGAACACUGCCUCUUUCCUGCAAAGGAUGCCAUUAUCCGCUGUACGUCGCGCAGAUAUCAUCAGCCGACGGUUAAGAGCACCAGAGCAACAGAAAAGACUUGAGCAAUUCCAUAAGGACCUUCCAGGUGCCGAUGCGGAGAUUUUCACGCUUGGGACGGGGUCGUCUGCACCAUCCAAAUAUCGAAAUGUCUCUAGUACUCUGGUCCACGUUCCAGGCUCAGGAUACUACCUGCUUGACUGUGGCGAGAGUACACUUGGCCAGCUUCAGCGUCUGUUCAACCCCAAAGAGCUCCGCGAAGUUCUUCAAAACCUACGAAUGGUCUGGAUUAGCCACCUUCAUGCGGACCACCACCUUGGUAUUGUUUCAGUCCUCAAGGCGUGGUACCAGGAGAACUACCCAGACGGAGUUCCACUGUCGAACACGAUUGAGCCAUCUAUUAAUAAGAUUUUGGAGGAAAAGCGUCUGUUCGUCGUGUCUGACGGCAUGAUGGUUGAAUGGCUGGAGGAGUAUGCCGGUGUCGAGGAUUUCGGCUUCUCAAAGCUCGUACCUUUAUCCGCCAGCCCAUUCCGACAGGAGGAUGGUAAACUCAAGACAAGUCUCAUCUACCGCCACUGUCGCGCGGACGGCUCCUAUCCCAAACGGGAGCUUCCAGAGUCAAAACCUGCUCAAUCUGAGCUGAGGUACAACAAGGAUGAUCCAACCACCUUUCUGCUUCGCAAGGCCACGGGUCUUACAGACCUUUUAACAACAUACGUCUCUCACUGCCGUGGCGCCAUGGCUGUCUCGCUCGUCUUCGAUAAUGGCUUCAAGGUCUCGUUUUCAGGCGACUGCCGACCCUCAAGCACUUUCGCGGAAAUCGGGGAAGACUCUACCGUCCUGAUCCACGAAGCCACUUUCCACGAUAGUAUGGCCGGUUCCGCCAUUGCGAAAAAGCACUCUACCACUGGCGAGGCUAUUCAGAUCGGGCGUCAGAUGCGCGCCCGCGCCAUUCUCCUCACCCACUUCAGCCAGCGAUACCAAAAGAUAGCUGAGGUUGAGCAACAUGAUGCAAAUGAAAAGCCCAAAGCGACUGAAGUUCCCCAACAAGGAACACCGACGACAACAGCAGCCCCAGACAUCCCCCUUGAUAACGACACCCAAGAGGACCUAACGUCGAGCUAUACAACGGAAUCUAAAACGCCAGCACCGGCUGUCGUCCCCAUCGUUACGGCAUUUGACCUUAUGCGCGUGCGCGUGCGCGAUAUGUAUACGCUCGGGGCCUACGCACCUGCAACCGAGAGACUUUUUGCCGUUAUUGAGCGUGCCGGGACACAAGAUGCCCGAUUAACCAGCCUAAGACAGCAGCACGAAUCCAAGAAACCGGGAAAGAACAAAAACAAGAACAAGAACAAGAAUCAAAACAGCGGUGGCUCCCCGCCAAACGGGGAUAAGAGGGCCAGCAAAAGCCCGUCUCCAUCUCGUGAGCCAUUAGAACCAAUGCCUUCUAUCUGGGAUGCUCCUGAGAGUGAGAGUGGUUGGAGUUCGAGUGACUCUGGAAAGGGUGCUUCGUUCUGA